AUUAGCUUCAUAUGUUAAAAUCUAACUUUUAUUUUUGUGAAGAUAACGAUUUGGAUUACAAGUAUACUCGAAGAAUCGGCACACAAAAUAUUAAUGGAAGAGUUUCAGGAACUCAAAGAAGUAGAAGGGCCGGUAUGGGAUUUGAUCGACCAAUUAAUCGAUAAUGUUGUGGUUGUUUGUGAACCCAUGGCUGUUGUUAGCUCAAGUAUAAGUCAGCUAUCAUUAUCAUCUAUUUCAAAGUCAGUUUCGACUGAAAAACAAAGCCUUAUAAUAAAUACACAAAGUAAGAGCAAUAAAAAUGGCAUUGGUGCCAAUACCGUGGAUAACAAAUAUGAGAAUGAAUCAAUAAUAGAUUAUAUAUUAGACAAUAUAGCGUACAAUGAUGAGGCGUUGGGUACAGCUGAAGAAGACAGUGUGAAUAAAAAUGAAAAUUAUGCAACAUUGGAUACUUCCAAUGAUAUAAAUGAAAAAAAUUAUGAGAAUGUAAUAGAUUCUAAUGCACCCUUAGAAGAAAAUAAAGCAUCUGAUUAUCAUUUUAACAGAAGUGAUGUUGAUGUUGUUCAGAAAUUAGAUGUAAAUGAGAUUGAUUCGCAAAUAAAUAAUACAAAUAACACUGACAAUGAUAGCAAAAACUUAGAUGUUAGCGAUAUAACUAAACAAAUCAAUAUUAUGGCGAGUCCAGAUGAAGGCUUAAUAGGAAUAAAAACUAGCACAGAAGUGGAAAAUAACGUGAACGGUGCAGAUAAUAAUAUAUUAAGAAAUGGAAGCCAAGAAGAAAUGCAGACCACUCCUGAUGAUAGCAUUAAAAAAGUAAAAUUUUCUAAUUUAAAUAUCGGUAUUAACAGCAGAAAAACAGCCAUAAGCGACGAUAGCAAUAGUAUUUAUGUUCGUGAGGGUCAUUAUCAUAUGCCAAUAAACCUCUCCGAAGAUGGAAGUAUAAAACCUGAAUUACACUUAGCUCCAGCCAAUGACCAUUUGCUUAGUAACGCCGAUGAGUCAUGGCCUGAAAAUUUACAAUUCCCCGUAUUAAAAGCUACCGUUAGCGUCAGUAAGUCUAUUAUGUCGCUUGGAAACAUUUUAGAAAACGAAGAGAAAGAAUUAACAACCGAUGAAAAAGAUAACAUUUCGAAUGAAGACAGAAAAAUAUCACUUACUCAUACAAUACAAGCAGAAAAAAACGAGGAAAUAGAAGACGAAGGAAAUAUAGUAAUAACUGAAACCGAAAAAUAUACACGGGAAAAUUAUACAAAUACGAAAAAUAUAUAUUAUAAACAGAAUAAUUUCGCAGUAACAACACCAUAUUAUGUUGAUGUAGUACAAGAACAAUUAGCGAAAAGUGAUACAUUUGAAAAGGAGAAUAUUGCUGUAAAACUGAUUAUAGAGCGUAUGCCAGUAAUUGACAUAUAUCCAAAAGAAAAUUUUAAUUAUAACAUACUAACUCAUGAAAAAUCAAUACAAACAGAACAAGAAGUUAUCGACAAUAUUUUUGAACAAAUCGACUCAACAGUAGACAUUUUACCGAACUAUAAAAUCUUUAAAGAAUAUAAAGAGAUAUGCAGUUGUUGUACUUUCAUUACAGGAUACGAUAUAAAAGAACCUGAAAUUCGAAAAUGGUGCCAUGGAUUAGAAAACGUGAUGCAAAAUUUGGAGUUAUGGAUAGAAUGGGUGGAAAUUACGUGUAAUUACAUCAUAUCGUUCAAGCACAAAGUUGUAGCUGAUAAACGCAAAGAAGAUAAUAAGUAUAUGUGGACCAAGCUGGUAAUUAACAUCGAUUUGGAUUCUAAAACUUGGAGAAAAAUAAGCAAAAGACUUAGAAGAGGAAUUACUAAUUAUAAAAGUUUUUAUGAAAAGCCUAGGACUCAGCAGACCAAAUCCUGCAACUACCAUCAGCUCCUGCAGAUAUCACAACUACGCCAGAAGGGAAGAACUUGCAUUUGUAAACAGGGCCUCCAUGACCUUUGAGAUCUAAAAGUUUCUCAUCUAAAAAGAUAAUACAUUAAGCUGAUCACUUAUUCUCAAUAGAUGACAACUGUGUUAAACUAAAUGGCUACAAUGAAUCAGUAAGAAAGUUUAUUAGGCUAAUUUAUUUUUAAAGUGACUUAUUUUAAAAAUAUAUGUGUGUAAUCAAAGUAAUAUUUUCUUGUAGAUGUACUUUAAAAUCUUACUUGUCCUGCUGUCCCAAACAAUAAGGUUAUCCCCUUCACAUGAAGAUACUGCUAAAGCAUUUUCAGCUGUAGAAACAGAAAGUACUGCUUUCUGGUGAACAUUAUGUGCUUUUGUUGGUGCAACAAACGCAACCUUCAGAUCAGACUCAUUAUGUUUAAUAACAAGACUUAAAUUAGAUAGUGAAAUAAAUUGAUAGUUAUCAGAUA
Messenger RNA from Vanessa tameamea, 2372 nucleotides. Its product is annotated as superoxide-generating NADPH oxidase heavy chain subunit C-like. The transcript is spliced from 10 exons. NCBI's taxonomy places the organism in Eukaryota, Metazoa, Arthropoda, Insecta, Lepidoptera, Nymphalidae. The record is from RefSeq and is a predicted model, not a curated record. Bases 94 to 1962 code for a protein of 622 amino acids.